UUUGGGGAAAGGCUUUACAAACAUCUGUACAUACCUGCUGUUGGACUGCGUGAAUUAUUUUUGACACACAUGCAAGAACCAAGUGGAAAUAAUAUUGUCAGCGUAAACAUGAAUGGCACAAAGGUACACAGGUGGCGGAUUUGUAGGACAAGAUUAUACUGAGAAUACCUUCCCUCUGGGCGAUUGUGGAGAAAUAAUCCUAUUGUUCCACAAGAACAACCAAUAAAGAUGAAACUAGUUCUGUAUUAUCUGAUACUCUUGGGGUCCAGUUAUGUGAUUUCUUCAUAUGGGCCCCAUCAAAGAGCACAGAUGACUGGUGAUAUUUUACUCGGAGGUCUUUUCCCAAUGCACUUUGGUGUCUCAUCCAAAGACCAAGACCUUGCAGCUCGGCCAGAAUCCACACAGUGUACCAGGUUUAAUUUCCGUGGUUUCCGUUGGCUCCAGGCCAUGAUUUUUGCAAUUGAUGAGAUUAACAACAGCAGCACUGUCCUGCCCAACAUCACUCUGGGCUACAGGAUUUUUGACACAUGCAACACUGUGUCAAAGGCACUCGAGGCAACCCUUAGCUUUGUGGCCCAAAACAAGAUUGACUCCCUGAAUUUAGAUGAAUUUUGUAACUGCACUGAUCACAUCCCAUCAACCAUUGCAGUAGUAGGAGCAGCUGGAUCGGCAGUCUCUACAGCGGUUGCAAAUCUACUGGGUCUUUUUUACAUUCCUCAGAUCAGCUAUGCAUCUUCUAGCCGUUUACUGAGCAACAAGAAUCAGUACAAGUCCUUCAUGAGGACCAUUCCUUCAGAUGAGUACCAGGCCACAGCUAUGGCAGAUAUCAUUGAAUACUUUGAAUGGAACUGGGUCAUUGCUGUGGCCUCAGAUGAUGACUAUGGACGCCCAGGGAUUGAAAAGUUUGAGAAGGAAAUGGAAGAGCGAGACAUCUGCAUUCACCUAAAUGAACUUAUCUCACAGUACACUGAAUAUCAUGAAAUCCAAGCUCUAGUUGACAGGAUCGAGAACUCCACAGCUAAAGUAAUUGUUGUGUUUGCCAGCGGACCAGAUAUUGAGCCUUUAAUCAAAGAGAUGGUGAGGAGAAACAUCACCGAUCGCACCUGGUUGGCCAGUGAAGCAUGGGCAAGCUCCUCCCUUGUUGCUAAGCCAGAGUAUCUUGAUGUUGUAGCUGGAACUAUUGGCUUUGCACUUAAGGCAGGGCACAUUCUUGGCUUUAGAGAGUUCUUACAACAGGUCCAACCAAAGAAAAACAGUCAUAAUGAAUUUGUCAGGGAGUUUUGGGAAGAAACCUUCAACUGUUAUCUGGAGGACAGCCCAAGGCUGCAAGAAGGUGGCACUAGUUUCAGGCCUCUGUGCACAGGGGAGGAAGACAUCACAAGUGUUGAGACUCCAUACCUGGACUAUACACACCUGCGUAUCUCCUAUAAUGUGUAUGUUGCAGUGUAUUCCAUUGCACAGGCCCUGCAGGACAUACUCACCUGCACACCUGGACAUGGCCUUUUUGCCAACAAUUCCUGUGCAGAUAUAAAGAAAAUGGAAGCAUGGCAGGUCCUGAAGCAGCUCAGACAUCUGAACUACACUAACAGCAUGGGGAUAAAUAUCAACUUUGAUGAGAAUGCAGACUUGGCAGCAAACUACACGAUCAUAAACUGGCAGAGAUCGGCUGAAGAUGGCUCUGUGUUGUUUGAGGAGGUUGGAUUCUACAAUAUGCAUGCUAAGAGAGGAGCGAAAUUGUUCAUUGACAAAACAAAGAUUCUGUGGAAUGGGUACAGCCCAGAGGUGCCAUUUUCUAACUGCAGUGAGGACUGUGAACCUGGCACGAGAAAGGGGAUCAUCGAUAGCAUGCCCACAUGCUGCUUUGAAUGCACCGAGUGCUCAGAUGGAGAGUACAGUAAUCACAAAGAUGCCAGUGUUUGCACCAAGUGUCCAAAUAAUUCCUGGUCCAAUGGGAAUCACACAUUCUGCUUUCUGAAAGAAAUUGAGUUUCUCUCCUGGACUGAACCUUUUGGAAUAGCUUUGGCCAUAUGUGCAGUACUGGGUGUGGCCUUGACAGGCUUUGUAAUGGCAGUCUUUGUCAGAUUUCGCAACACACCAAUAGUGAAGGCCACAAAUCGAGAACUUUCCUAUGUCCUCCUGUUUUCACUUAUCUGUUGCUUCUCCAGCUCGCUCAUCUUCAUCGGCGAGCCACAGGACUGGACGUGUCGUUUGCGCCAACCUGCCUUUGGGAUAAGUUUUGUUCUCUGUAUCUCUUGCAUCCUUGUGAAAACUAACAGAGUACUUUUGGUAUUUGAAGCCAAGAUCCCUACAAGUCUUCAUCGUAAAUGGUGGGGGUUAAACCUGCAGUUUCUGUUAGUGUUUCUCUGCACAUUUGUCCAAGUCAUGAUAUGUGUGGUCUGGCUUUACAAUGCCCCACCCUCUAGUUACAGGAAUUAUGACAUUGAUGAAAUCAUUUUUAUCACUUGCAACGAGGGCUCUGUAAUGGCUCUUGGGUUUCUUAUUGGUUACACAUGCAUCCUGGCAGCAAUAUGUUUUUUCUUUGCCUUUAAAUCACGGAAACUUCCAGAAAACUUCACAGAAGCUAAGUUCAUUACUUUUAGUAUGCUUAUAUUCUUUAUUGUUUGGAUCUCUUUUAUUCCGGCUUACUUUAGCACCUACGGCAAGUUUGUUUCAGCAGUGGAGGUCAUUGCUAUACUGGCAUCCAGUUUUGGGAUGCUGGCCUGUAUCUUCUUCAACAAGGUCUAUAUCAUCCUUUUCAAACCAUCCCGUAACACCACAGAGGAGGUGAGAUGCAGCACUGCAGCCCAUGCUUUCAAAGUGGCUGCAAAGGCUACACUAAAACAUAGCACAGCUUCAAGAAAAAAGUCCGGCAGCAUUGAUGGGUCUUCUGCCUCGACCCCAUCCUCAUCCAGCAGCCUGAAGACUAACGGCAAUGACUCCACUUCACGAAAACAUCAGCCAAGGGUGAGCUUUGGCAGUGGAACGGUUACUUUGUCUUUGAGUUUUGAAGAGUCAAGAAGGAGUUCUUUAAUGUAAUAGCAUACUAUAUGUCUGGAUGUGUCAUAUUUUAACAUCACCAGUCCAUUAAUAAUGUGUUUUGUGUGCAUGUGUUUUUCUUUUUUUUUUUUUACA
Solea senegalensis (Senegalese sole) is the source of this 3132-nucleotide messenger RNA. It is a transcript of the gene casr, whose product is annotated as calcium-sensing receptor. The record is from RefSeq and is a predicted model, not a curated record. Bases 229 to 3036 code for a protein of 935 amino acids. Gene Ontology annotation, cellular component: membrane. Gene Ontology annotation, biological process: intracellular calcium ion homeostasis; G protein-coupled receptor signaling pathway; detection of calcium ion. The transcript is spliced from 7 exons. NCBI's taxonomy places the organism in Eukaryota, Metazoa, Chordata, Actinopteri, Pleuronectiformes, Soleidae. Gene Ontology annotation, molecular function: G protein-coupled receptor activity; calcium ion binding.